Messenger RNA from Mesitornis unicolor (brown roatelo), 1033 nucleotides. RefSeq names its product lactamase, beta 2 (gene LACTB2). The transcript has 7 exons. The coding region runs from base 37 to 900 and encodes 287 amino acids. NCBI's taxonomy places the organism in Eukaryota, Metazoa, Chordata, Aves, Mesitornithiformes, Mesitornithidae. Gene Ontology annotation, cellular component: mitochondrial matrix. The record is from RefSeq and is a predicted model, not a curated record. Gene Ontology annotation, molecular function: RNA endonuclease activity; single-stranded RNA binding.
GAGUGGAGUCGGGUGGGGAGAGGGGUAGCUGUUAAGAUGGUGUCGCUGCUGCCGCGCAUUGAGCAACUGUCGUCGCGGGUGGUACGGGUGCUGGGCUGCAACCCCGGGCCCAUGACUCUGCAGGGCACCAACACCUACCUGGUGGGCACCGGGUCCAGAAGAGUCCUUAUUGACACUGGGGAGCCAGCUAUUCCGGAAUAUAUUGGCUGUUUAAAGCAGGCACUGUCAGAGUUCAACAUCUCAAUUCAAGAAAUUUUAGUGACACACUGGCAUCGUGAUCACACUGGUGGAAUACCUGAUAUUUGCAAAAACAUCCCUAAUGACUCUGAAUAUCGCAUCUGUAAGCUCCCUCGUGUUCCUCACAAUGAAGAAACAAUAGAAGGAGGUCAGAAAUAUUUUUAUCUUAAAGAAGGAGAUGUGAUACAAACAGAGGGAGCCACACUCAGAGUUUUAUAUACACCUGGACACACUGAUGAUCAUAUGGCUUUACAUCUAGAAGAAGAAAAUGCUGUAUUUUCCGGUGACUGUAUUUUAGGGGAAGGAACAACAGUAAUUGAAGACCUGUAUGAUUACAUGAAAACUUUGAAAAGGUUGCUACAAAUGAAACUAGAUUUAAUAUAUCCAGGUCAUGGCCCAGUAGUACGUGAUGCAAAUGCUAGAAUCCAAGGCUACAUUUCUCACCGAACUGCACGUGAACAGCAAAUUCUAAAUGUUCUCCAGAAUAACGCUGGAAAAUCUUACACAUCCUCGGAGCUUGUAAAGAUAGUAUACAAGGAGAUCCCUGAAAAUUUACUCCUAGCAGCAGAAAAUAACCUCCUAGUCCACUUGAAGAAGUUGGAAAAAGAAGGAAAAGUGUUACAGGAGGCGUCUCCCAACUUCAGAUGGAGAAACAAUUUAUAAGUUACACAAGAUUGCUCAAGAAUAUUUUUAAUCUGCACAGUUGCUGCAUGAAAAAAUAUAAUGAUGAGCUCAGACAAUAUGUAAAAUAAAAACUAAUUUUUUUUAAGCAUUAACACAGUUUUAAAGCAAUGUU